Messenger RNA from Porites evermanni, 7866 nucleotides. The record is from the annotation of a GenBank genome assembly. NCBI's taxonomy places the organism in Eukaryota, Metazoa, Cnidaria, Anthozoa, Scleractinia, Poritidae.
AAUUAUCCUUUGUUACUGCGCAUUGUCAAAGAGGGAGGCCAUCGUGGAUUACAGGAAUGUCAGAAGCAGUUUAAGAAAGAGAUAUGGAACUGUUCCCUGGUCAACAAAAAUGUGUUUCAGCAGUUGCCUAUCUUUGUUAAAACCACUUUGCCACAGGGUGAGUAUCGGACAUUUUGUUGUUUAAGAUAAGGCCAACAGCCAGUGAAUAUGGAUCGAAAACUGAAAACUUUUAGUAACAACUAAACAAAAAACUAAGGGACUGACUUAGGAAUAUCAAGAUACCAGAGAUAUUUAUAAUGUAACAACCUUCAAAAUCAACCAGAGCCCAAACGGGCUCCAGAGACUUUCCGCUCAAUGUUUUUUAAGUACUAUCUGCAGAAACUGUAAACUCACGUGCGACGUUAAAUAUUGGAAAUUUUUGUUAAUUUUUUUUUCUCUCGAGGAAGUUUGCAUGGCAACUUAGUCUGACUAAACAGUUUUACACAGAGCAGUUCUUCCAAAAAAGGCGAAGCUAAGUCUUAGCUGGUGUCAAGAAUACGACAGAGCCUUGCAUAACUGAUCAUCAUCAAGGACUGCCCGUUGCCAUAAAGAGACUCUCGGUGAACCUCUGAUAACAAUUGAUCUAUGUUGCUAAUGUACCUAGGCCAACAUUAACACUUACUUCUCAAUUAAGGCAAAUUGCUGGUUUAGGGGAGGGGUAGGUGGGCAUUUUCCCAAAAACAUAUAAUGAUCCACUGUAAUCUUUAAAUCUUUACAGCCACUCGGGAAACCGCUUUUCUUCACGCCAUCAGCAGCGCCGCCAUUACACACGAGAUCACUCUUCAAUGCGCGCGCAAUAGAAUCCCCGGAUGUAGAUGCGGGAAAACAAGAAAACAGCUGCAAGGAGACCGUGAGUGGGAAUGGGGCGGCUGCAGCGAUAACACCAAAUAUGGAGAAAAGGAGACAAGACGUUUCAUCGACAGACUAGAGAAAGGAAACGACGCUCGCACAGCAUUCAACCUGCAUAAUAAUCAAGUGGGAAGAAAGGUAAACUGACUCGACACUAUUUAUCUUUCGAAAAAAAUCGACAAAUGUGUGUCAAGACCGAUCAUAAGAGGUGGAAGAUUUAAAAAGUUAAAGGAGCUAUGUUACGAAUUAUGCCAAAAUUCUAACAGAAGGAACUACAUAAAAAAGUAGUAAGUUCAUUUUCGUUGUUUAUAUCGUUUGGUAUAAUGCCCGGGAUUUUGUGGCUGAGAUUUUGUCGUCCAUAGGGAAUUUCUUCGUCAUCGUUUUAAAAAGAAUCCAUCAAAUCUCGUGGGACAUACAUUGAUUGAAUCGAGCGCAAACUUUACCCAGCAGUGCUUUUGUCUUGCAAGUUUUAACUAUAAUGGUCUGAUAGAGCGAUUCUUCUUUGUUUAAAACAGGUUGUACGAGGAAGUCUCAAAAAAGAAUGCAAGUGUCAUGGCGUCACUGGUAGUUGUAACUUGAAAACCUGCUGGAAGCAGCUGGCUCCUUUCGCCGUCGUCGGAUCAGUGCUCAAACAGAAAUACCUCACAGCUGUUCCAGUGUCAUUCAAAAACAACAAACUUCACGAGAAAGACAGCCGGGACAGACCGAUAUCAAGGAAAUCCAAGAAGCUUGUUUACUUAGACUCGUCCCCAGACUACUGCGUACGAAACACUACUGCUGGAUCUCUUGGAAUGCUGGGUAGGACCUGUACAAGUGACGCUGGACACACCAAGGAAUGCAGAUCUCUUUGUCAAUCUUGUAACUUGCGGGCUCAAACCAAAGAACAUUACAAACAGGUCAAGUGCAGAUGUAAAUUUGUGUGGUGCUGUACUGUGAAAUGCGAGUUAUGUACUGUCAAAUAUUCGCUUACAACUUGUUCAAAAUAGACUAACACCAUGCGGAAAGAAGUUCUAGAUGUAGCAAUUGUAAAUUAAGUUUUUAUCUUAAAAUAAGGUUAUGGAAAGAAACAUUAGGUAGUUUUUGUUAUGAAGUGCUAGGAACCGUGAGCAUUUUAUGCGAAAGGGGAUUCAUUGUAUUUCACCUUCUUAGAGUAAGAAGUUCUAGAUGUAUUAAUUGUAAAUUAAUAAGAAACAUUUCGCAGUUUUUCUAAGUUGCUUUUUCUUCUUACAAUAAGUUCGGAAAUUGAUUCAUCGUGUGCAUCUUAUAAGAAACAGAUUCAUUGUAAUUUCACUUUCUUAAAGCAUGCGCCAUAAGCUAGUGUUUAGCGGUUUCAAACGUUGUAUUUAACUAUCUGUAGUUUCUUGACUUCCUAGUCUUUUUAUAUUGUAUAAUGAGGGAUCUACUCGCUUGAAUAUUGUGUAAUAAAUUCUGUUGCUAUGUAUGUCACGCUUCGUGUUUCUUACGGGUUUGGGAAUAGAUUUGAAAGGAAACACACGGCCCUGAUUGCUAUUAAAAAUUUUAUUCACUGGGAACGUACACAUGGUAACAUGAGAGAUUUGAAAAUAAAAAAGAGUAAGAAGUAUAUUACAAAGAUAACAUCCCGCUUGAACCUCGGAUAAAUACCCAAGUUACAACGUUUGUAUUCUUAUUAACAUUCGGUGUAACAUGGGCGCACAAACGCCCAUUUCUUAAAUAAAUAAAGUAAUACUUUUCUUCUUCAGCAAGUUCCACAGAAAGUUCUUUAUUUGCCAGCAUUAAAAAUGGUCUACUGGAGAGUACGCUAUGAAUGGACAGGCUUUGUGGGGAAAAAAUUGCCAGGUUAAUCGUAAUCAGGGAGUGAUAUUGCUUGUUAUACUACCAAUCGCAAAUUUCCCUUUUCAAGCAAGUUGUUUUUGGAAUAAUAAGACAAAUUUUCGAGCUCAUCCGAGGGUUUAAGUUAAUCAAUCCUCUCGAACAUUUUUUCAUAUAAAAACCUGCUCUCAAAAAAAAGUUAUGCAUCUAACACAAAAAACUACAUUUAAGUAAACUGCCCAUCAUAAAUCAAAUCAGUUAGCUAUAAAAGAUUGGGAAAAAAUUUUUCUUAAAAACAUUUUAAGAAAUUUUAAAAACGUUAAAAAAUACGCUACAACGUUUCGACGUGCUCGGACGUCAUUAUCAAGUCAAGAAAACAAAGGCGUUUAAAUAAAAUAAAAGAUUAAACUGAAUCUUUUCUCUCAAGGAAAAGCCUAGCCGACGAGGUUGUCUAAACACCGUGGACAAUUGAUUUUACCAACUCAGUUGAUAAAACUAUCUGCGCAAAUAUACGCUGAAAUAUUUCGAUAUUUUUCAACUGUCGCGCGCUUGUAGUGUAUUUCGAUGGAAAAAGAGAAUGAAUUGUAAACGGACUUGUAAGACUUCAUUACUGCAUAGAAGAUAUUCGAACAGCUAGUGCAUGCUCCGGAACAGUUGAUGAAAUGAACAUUCUCAUUUAUGUGAGAGAGCAUUUUGCUACUUUUGGAUGUACGAUAGAAAAGAACUUCGGUCUAACACAUCCGGUUUUACACCAGGUUGAAUAAUACAAUAACUGUUUCUUUGGACUCAUGUAGAACUAAAAAGCGAACCAUGUCAAAAUUACUUGCGAGAAAAAAUGAAAAACUAGAUCAAAACUUUGUUUUCAAUCUGAUUGUUUUCAAAAAGUCUCACCUCUGUCAUUACGUCAAUAAACAUCUCACCUCUCUAAUUUAUGCUAGUAACUCGCACCUCGUUUCGCGCGAGUUGCUUUUCUUUUGUUCGCGUGUUCAAUUAAUCAACCUUUUGUGAUUGAUUUUAUCAAACAACAAGUUCCUCAGGUAUAUAAAGACAGAUCUUACAAACUCGUAAACAGGUGAUUUCAUCUCUCAAAGAAAGAAGAUCAAACGUUCAGUAUGAAGCUUACUAUGAUGUUCUCUGUGGUUCUUUUCGUUUUGUUUCUGACACAGCAAGGACUCUGUAAAAGCAGGUAAGUUAAACUUCUUUUAUAAACCUUAUGUUAGAAGCAAGUACAAAAAAAAGGAUGCGCGUGGAAGGCGACAAGUAAAUAAUAUUCCAAGCGUACUGGACUAAGUUGCGGACGACAGGAAAGUAAAAGUUUUAGGCAGAAAGACACAAAAGUAACACUUCGUAAGCCAGGCGUUGAUACGUAAUAAGUCAAUUCCGUGUUACUAACUUUACGUUAAAAGCAAGUGAGACAAUUUACGUGCGUGGAAGCCGAGAGCCUCGCUUCCCGCCCUAAAUCUUAACCGAAAACACAGGCAAACUACAAUUACAAUUUCAUAAAAUUUCCAAACGUAACUAAGUUCCGAGGAAAGACAGAGUAAACGUUGGAACAUAAAGUUUUCACAGAAAUAUUACCACGCUAGUUGAAAGUUAGAUUUAAUACUUGUUUGAUGAAAGAAUUGUGAUAACGUUAAAGUAUGGUAUUUGACAGUAUUUCCAACCGUAUUAAACUAAAUUGGGAACAGCGGAAAAGUUAAACAUAAAGAUGAAGAAAAAUAACGCUGUCGAGGAGUAUUUUAGGCUCAGAGCAAACUAGUUUUCACGGAAAUAUUACAACUAUAGUUGAUAGUCAGAUCCAACACCCGACCAGUGAAAGAGUAGAGUAUUUGCCCGGAGUCUACGAUUAUUCUUGACAACUUAAAUUUUAUUUUGUGUUAUUGUUUCAGAUCCGGCGACUCUUCAAGCAACACCCUUCAAAACAAGGUAAGUUUCAAUACAAAGUUGGUUAGCGAUGCAAGUGAAAAUGAAAUGAAAUAACAUACAGCACCUCCCUAAGAUUACUGCAACUCUGCCGAACGGUUUGGUUAACCUUUGUAAUUUGUUUUUUCGAUUAGAUUUUAAAAAAUUAUCAUGGGUCACAGGGAUUCGCUCUCUUAGCUCAUUCUCUCUUGUGGCAUCAUAGUAUAUCAUUCGAACGUCUGGCCUGUAACUUACAAAAGCUUUUCGGAUAGUUUUAUUCCUUCGCGAAACAACUGUUGAUGGCUCCAAGAAUUUCCUUAUCCUGUAUACACAUAGUUUAAAAAGUUCAGAUAAUUUCGUGUCGAUAUUUUUCUGAUUCUUUAACUCUUCUUUUUAUUGCUAGAAUUAUCCUUUGUUACUGCGCAUUGUCAAAGAGGGAGGUCAUCGUGGAUUACAGGAAUGUCAGAGACAGUUUAAGAAAGAGAUAUGGAACUGUUCCCUGGUCAACAAAAAUGUGUUUCAACAGUUGCCUAUCUUUGUUAAAACCACUUUACCACAGGGUGAGUAUCAAACAUUUUGUUGUUUAAGAUAAGGCCAACAGCCAGUGAAUAUGGUUCGACAACUGAAAACUUUAAGUAAUAACUAAACAGGAAACUAAGAGACGAACUUGGGAAUAUCAAGAUAUCAGAUAUAUUUGUAAUCUAAGAACCUUCAAAAUCAACCAGAGACUUCCUGCUCAAUGUUUUUAAAGUACUGUCUGCAGAGACUGUAAACUCACGUGCAACGUUAAAUACUGGAAAUUUCUCUCGAGCAAGUUUGAAUGGCAACUUUUAUGAAAGACAGAAACUUAGUCUGACUAAACAGUUUUACACAUAAUUCUGGUUUAGCGCGAAUGGUUCACAGGAUAAAAGCUGAUAAAAGCUUAUGCUUAAAGAGCAAUUCUUCCAAAAAAGGCGAAGCCAAGUCUAAGCUGGUGUCAAGAAUACAACAGUGCCUUGCAUGACUGAUCAUCAUCAAGGAUUCCCCUUUGCCAUAAAGAGACUCUCGGUGAACCUCUGAUAACAAUUGAUCUAUGGAAAAUGUCCACCUACCCCUUCCCUAAGCCAACAUUUUGGCUUAAGUGAGAAGUAAGUGUUAAUGUUGGCUUAGGGGACGGGUAGGUGGGCAGUUUCCCAGAAACGUAUAAUGAUCCAAUGUAAUCUUUUAAUCUUUACAGCCACUCGGGAAACCGCUUUCCUUCACGCCAUCAGCAGCGCCGCCAUUACACACGAGAUCACUCUUCAAUGCGCGCGCAAUAGAAUCCCCGGAUGUAGAUGCGGGAAAACAAGAAAACAGCUGCAAGGAGACCGUGAGUGGGAAUGGGGCGGNCAUUUUGUUGUUUAAGAUAAGGCCAACAGCCAGUGAAUAUGGUUCGACAACUGAAAACUUUAAGUAAUAACUAAACAGGAAACUAAGAGACGAACUUGGGAAUAUCAAGAUAUCAGAUAUAUUUGUAAUCUAAGAACCUUCAAAAUCAACCAGAGACUUCCUGCUCAAUGUUUUUAAAGUACUGUCUGCAGAGACUGUAAACUCACGUGCAACGUUAAAUACUGGAAAUUUCUCUCGAGCAAGUUUGAAUGGCAACUUUUAUGAAAGACAGAAACUUAGUCUGACUAAACAGUUUUACACAUAAUUCUGGUUUAGCGCGAAUGGUUCACAGGAUAAAAGCUGAUAAAAGCUUAUGCUUAAAGAGCAAUUCUUCCAAAAAAGGCGAAGCCAAGUCUAAGCUGGUGUCAAGAAUACAACAGUGCCUUGCAUGACUGAUCAUCAUCAAGGAUUCCCCUUUGCCAUAAAGAGACUCUCGGUGAACCUCUGAUAACAAUUGAUCUAUGGAAAAUGUCCACCUACCCCUUCCCUAAGCCAACAUUUUGGCUUAAGUGAGAAGUAAGUGUUAAUGUUGGCUUAGGGGACGGGUAGGUGGGCAGUUUCCCAGAAACGUAUAAUGAUCCAAUGUAAUCUUUUAAUCUUUACAGCCACUCGGGAAACCGCUUUCCUUCACGCCAUCAGCAGCGCCGCCAUUACACACGAGAUCACUCUUCAAUGCGCGCGCAAUAGAAUCCCCGGAUGUAGAUGCGGGAAAACAAGAAAACAGCUGCAAGGAGACCGUGAGUGGGAAUGGGGCGGCUGCAGCGAUAACACCAAAUAUGGAGAAAAGGAGACGAGACGCUUCAUCGACAGACUAGAGAAAGGAAACGACGCUCGCACAGCAUUCAACCUGCAUAAUAAUCAAGUGGGAAGAAAGGUAAACUGACUCGACACUAUUUAUCCUUCGAAAAAAAUCGGCAAAUGUGUGUCGUCACCAAUCUUAAGGGGUAGAAGAUUUAAAAAGUUAAAUGAGUUAUGUUACGAAUUAUGCCAAAAUUCUAACAGAAGGAACUACCUAAAAAGUAGGCCCGGAUGGACAAAGGUUUGAUGAAGUUGUGGGUUUUUGAAAACUUGUUAGCAUAACAAUUUUUUUUCUAAGUUCAUUUUCGUUGUUUAUAUCGUUUGGUAUAAUGCUCGGGAUUUUGUGGCUGAGAUUUUGUCGUCCAUAGGGAAUUUCUUCGUCAUCGUUUAAAAAGAAUCCAUCAAAUCUCGUGGGACAUACCACAGUUUCUUAGACUUCCUUUGUACAACCGCAAAUUGCGCUACUUUUCAAUUUCCAAGUCCUGUAAUUAAACAUGCACGAUGACCUACAUUGACUGACUCGAGCGCAAACUUUACCCAGCAGUACUUUUGUCUUGCCAGUUUUAACUACAAUGGUCUGACAGAGUUAUUGUUAUUUGUUUAAAACAGGUUGUUCGAGGAAGCCUCAAAAAAGAAUGCAAGUGCCAUGGCGUCACUGGCAGUUGUAACUUGAAAACCUGCUGGAAGCAGCUGGCUCCUUUUGCCGUCGUUGGAUCAACGCUCAAGCAGAAGUACCUCACAGCCGUUCCAGUGUCAUUCAAAAACAACAAACUUCACGAGAAAGAAGGCCGGGACAGACCGAUAUCAAGGAAAUCCAAGAAGCUUGUUUACUUAGACUCGUCCCCAGACUACUGCGUACGAAAUACUACUGCUGGCUCUCUUGGAAUGCUGGGAAGAACCUGUACAAGUGACGCUGGACACACUAAGGAAUGCAGAUCUCUUUGUCAAUCUUGUAACUUGCGGGCUCAAACCAAAGAACAUUACAAACAGGUCAAGUGCAGAUGUAAAUUUGUGAGGUGUUGUACUGUGAAAUGCGAGUUAUGCACUGUGAAAUAUUCGCUUACAACUUGUUCAAAAUAG